AUGGUGUUCGGGCUCCGCCCAAAUCCGGGCCGUAUCUCGGCGGUGCAUCGAGUAUCUUUGGGGAUUGUCCGAUUCCAUAGAAUCUCAAGAUGCGGUUUACACACCGAUGGUAGAAGCCGGAUAUCCAACUUCUGGAUCCCGACAGGAGGCAUCUCCAAGAGAGCCGUAGAAGGCGAGAAGGAGGAUGCAAAUGACCUUCUGGUCCGGGGCGGAUUUCUUCGACAGGCGUACUCUGGGAUAUUUCAUAUGCUGCCGCUUGGUUUGCGUGUCCAAGAUAAGCUUGAACGUCUUAUUGACAAGCAUAUGAGAUCUGCUGGCGCCUCUAAGGUUUCGUUAUCCUCGCUAUCAUCCCAAGAGCUCUGGGAGCGGUCUGGUCGGUUAAAGGAGGGUUCAGAGGUCUUCAGAUUCCACGACAGAAAAGAAUCCCGUUUCCUCCUCGCCCCUACACAUGAGGAGGAAAUCACUACAUUAGUCGGCAGUCUCACGAAGUCAUACAAAGAUCUCCCAUUGCGGGUAUACCAAAUAUCAAGAAAAUACCGCGAUGAGCCCAGGCCGCGGCAAGGCCUCCUCCGCGGCCGUGAAUUCAUCAUGAAAGACCUCUACACAUUCGACUACAACGUCGAAGAAGCCUUGGAAACAUACAAAGCCGUGAAACUGGCGUAUACACACUUAUUCAACGAGCUCAAAAUCCCCUACCUAGUCGCCGCAGCAGACUCGGGCAACAUGGGCGGAAGCCUAAGCCACGAAUUCCACUUCCCCAGCUCUAAGGGAGAAGAUACGCUAAUCAGCUGCUCGAAUUGCGAUCAUGUCUACAAUGAAGAACUUGCAGAUGGCAAAGCCCAUGGUGCUAGUGCUGUCUCUUCGCCUUCGCAAGCCGGGUUCGCGACGGAGGAAUCGUCCACAGACGGAACAGGGACGGUCUCGACAGGUGCCUGGUUCGCCAUAUCUAGAGACAAGGGAACUCUAGUACGAGGCUGGUAUCCUAAAUUCUUCAAACAACCCGGGUCCCGAGAACCAAUGGAAAGAGAAGUUAGUUCCCAUGCCGUGAAAUCCAUCGCCACAGCAGCAGGAAUCGACAUCGACCUGAGCGUGGAAAACCCCCUCGAACAAUGGACCACAUAUGUCAAGUCCCAAAAGACCACCAACGGCUCAAUACCCAGCGUGCUGGAUCUCUACGACGCCCAGGUACGAGUCUACCAACGCCCUCCCCUCAGCGACCUCCUCCAAGGAACCGACCGCGCAACCACAGAAAUCGAAUACUUCAUGCUCGACAAAUUCCCCAACACUACCAACGGCCUCAACCUGAUCAAAGUCAACGACGGCGACAAAUGCCCUAAAUGUACGCACGGAACCCUCAAACUCGACACCGCAGUCGAACUAGGACACACCUUUCACCUCGGGACUCGCUACAGCGACGUCCUCAGCGCCUCUGUCAUGGUUGACAAGUCCUUGCUCGGUGCCACAAACUCAAAAGAUCAAAUCGUCCCGAUACAAAUGGGUUGUCACGGCAUUGGCGUCUCGCGGAUGAUCACCGCCGUAGCAGACCGUCUCGCAGACUCGAAGGGUCUUAACUGGCCACGGGUCAUGGCCCCGUAUGAAGUUAUCGUCGUGCCUGGGAAAGGUCUCGAAGGUGAAGCGGAGAAGGUAUACGAUCAGCUUGUCUCGUCUGACCCCGCCACUCCUGUUGAUGUUAUCCUCGAUGACCGCGACAAGCAGAUGGGCUGGAAGCUUGGGGAUGCUGAUCUCAUUGGGUACCCGAUCAUUGUGGUCGUUGGCAAAGGAUGGAAGAACCAGCAAACAUUGGAGGUGCAAUGUCGCCGGUUGGGUCUGAGAGAAGACGUGCCUUUGGAUCAGCUGACGAGUUUUGUGCGGUCUUUGCUUGAACGAUUGUAA
This is a messenger RNA of Aspergillus chevalieri, 1893 nucleotides long. RefSeq names its product putative proline--tRNA ligase AIM10. Gene Ontology annotation, molecular function: proline-tRNA ligase activity; ATP binding. Gene Ontology annotation, biological process: prolyl-tRNA aminoacylation. The transcript has 7 exons. NCBI's taxonomy places the organism in Eukaryota, Fungi, Ascomycota, Eurotiomycetes, Eurotiales, Aspergillaceae. The coding region runs from base 1 to 1893 and encodes 630 amino acids. Gene Ontology annotation, cellular component: cytoplasm; mitochondrion. The record is from RefSeq and is a predicted model, not a curated record.